Messenger RNA from Drosophila subobscura, 644 nucleotides. RefSeq lists its product as uncharacterized. The coding region runs from base 29 to 574 and encodes 181 amino acids. The transcript has 6 exons. The record is from RefSeq and is a predicted model, not a curated record. Lineage: Eukaryota; Metazoa; Arthropoda; Insecta; Diptera; Drosophilidae.
GAACCCAAUCAGUACUUCAUUAGACAACAUGCAAGCAACAUUCAAAGCUUUCACAAUUUUGGCCACCGCCUUGUUGGCCCACCAGGCCGCGGCGGGAACCAUUAGCCUCGGCAGCCUUAUGGGAGACGUGUCACAGGUGGCUGUGGCCGGAGAAAAGGCGUGGCAUCAGUUGGCUAAUGCUGUCGGAGCCUCUCAGACCGAGUUUGUUCAACCGGAAACCCUGAAUAUCCUGAGCGACAUGGCCAAUGGUUUUGGAGAUCUGGCUAAUGCCAUAACCAGCUUGAGCGUCGAGACAGAUUAUGUCCAACCCGAAGCCUCAAACCUUCUCGGGGACAUUCUAGGUGGUGUAGGCACUGGCUUGGGUGAAUUGGCUAAUGCUAUCACCAGUCUCAGCGAGCAAGUAAAGGCCGGACCACAGGCUCGUAGUCUCUCUUCAAAUGGUGCUUCUAUCAUAGCCGAAGAAGGAGCUGUGAGUGCCAAGACGAUCGCCGCUGCCGCCGAUGCUGCUGCCCCUUACAUCAAGAAGUUGAACGAAGGUCUGGGGGAUCUGGCUAAUGCCCUCACCAACCUCUGAAGAAUCAGACGCUGCGGCUGAUGCAGCCAUUCAAUUACCAAAUAAAUAGCCAAUCGCUUGGUGAGCCUAG